GACGUUGCUGUCAAAUGGCAACUGCCAACGCUCAAGAAGGAAACUCCUCCCUGUUGACAGCACGUUCUGUCGCCGCCUCAGCACAAUGGUCUCUUGGAUAAUCUCUAGACUUGUGGUGAUAACCCGGUGUAUGCAUAUGUAGGUCACAGGCUUAUAUUUGGCACAUUAUAUCCUGCAUACUACUCAUACAAAGCUGUCAAGUCAAAGGAUGUGAAGGAAUAUGUAAAAUGGAUGAUGUACUGGAUAAUAUUUGCCCUAUUCACCACCAUGGAAACCAUCACAGAUAUAUUUAUCUGUUGGGUUCCUUUCUAUUAUGAGCUGAAGAUUGCCUUUGUGGUAUGGUUACUGUCUCCCUACACAAAGGGGUCCAGCGUUCUAUACAGGAAGUUUGUUCAUCCAACACUUUCUUCAAAAGAAAAGGACAUUGAUGACUAUCUCUGCCAAGCAAAGGACAAAAGCUAUGAUACUCUGGUGACUUUUGGGAGGAAAGGUUUGAAUGUGGCAGCCACAGCUGCAGUACUGGCUGCGACAAAGAGCCAAGGAGUACUGUCAGAUAGACUGCGAAGUUUCAGCAUGCAGGACUUGUCCGCCUACCAGUCCGACCCAACUGAGAUGGACCCUGGAUCUGUCCACACCCAGUCUGCAGCUGGACAACAAAGGGCCAGGACGAUGAUGCGCAGCAAAUCAGAGAUUGGCUACACCAAGGGGCAAGAUUUUGACAUGACUGAAUAUGAGGUGUUGAGCUUCGAUCAGUGUGACACCAAGGAGCCACUGUCCCAUCCUAUUAUGCCCCCCGAACCCAUGACUGAACCCACACCCCCUCUGACCAUCCAGCCCUCUCUACCCUCUCCACCUCCAUCCCCUGCACCCCCAGCAACAGAGCAGACUGAGGACAAGAGGAGAGGGGGAGAAACAUCCACAAGCUCCCCACAGCUCAGGUUGAUUAAGAGGAAGGGGCCUGAGCCUCCUCCUAGACUCUUAAGGCCUCUCACAAGAUUCAGGAGUGCCCAGCUGUCUUCAAACAGAGAAGCCAUGUGAUAUUCUGUGAAUGCUGCCUAGACUGCUUUAGCUGUCAGGGGAAGAGGGUAAAUAAGGAAAUGUGGCCUAAAGCUAAAUGUAUAAAGCAGCCUUGUUUUAGAAUAAGGAAACCAAAGUGACUUGUGAAAGUCUACACACCCCUUGCACAGUAUUCACAUUUUGCUGCCUUAACAUUUUAUCAAAAAAUUCUGGGGCUCUACAAAACGUACUAAACAUUUUCAAAGUGAAAGUAAGUUAUUAUUACAAUUGUUUUUAAAAUUAGAUAAUCUACAGUAACAAAACAUAAAUACAACAACAAGUUACAUUGGUACUAUCCUAUGCAACAGCUGUUGGAUAAUAAUAAAAUAAUAAAAAAUACUAUAUAACUACAUAACAUCCCUACCCAGUUUAGGAUGGGCCAUAACCCCCCUACCCAGUUUAGGAUGGGCCAUAACCCCCCUACCCAGUUUAGGAUGGGCCAUAACCUACCCCUACCCAGUUUAGGAUGGGCUAUAACAUCCCCUACCCAGUUUAGGAUGGGCCAUAACCCUUCCCUACCCAGUUUAGGAUGGGCUAUAACAUCCCUACCCAGUUUAGGAUGGGCCAUAACACCCCUACCCAGUUUAGGAUGGGCCAUAACCUCCCCUACCCAGUUUAGGAUGGGCCAUAACACCCCUACCCAGUUUAGGAUGGGCCAUAACCCCCCUACCCAGUUUAGGAUGGGCCAUAACCCCCCCUACCCAGUUUAGGAUGGGCCAUAACCCCCCUACCCAGUUUAGGAUGGGCCAUAACACCCCCUACCCAGUUUAGGAUGGGCCAUAACAGCCCCUACCCAGUUUAGGAUGGGCCAUAACCCCCCUACCCAGUUUAGGAUGGGCCAUAACCCCCCCUACCCAGUUUAGGAUGGGCCAUAACAUCCCUACCCAGUUUAGGAUGGGCCAUAACACCCCUACCCAGUUUAGGAUGGGCCAUAACACCCCUACCCAGUUUAGGAUGGGCCAUAACACCCCUACCCAGUUUAGGAUGGGCCAUAACACCCCUACCCAGUUUAGGAUGGGCUAUAACCCCCCCUACCCAGUUUAGGAUGGGCCAUAACCCCCCCUACCCAGUUUAGGAUGGGCCAUAACAUCCCUACCCAGUUUAGGAUGGGCCAUAACACCCCUACCCAGUUUAGGAUGGGCCAUAACACCCCCUACCCAGUUUAGGAUGGGCCAUAACACCCCUACCCAGUUUAGGAUGGGCCAUAACCUCCCCUACCCAGUUUAGGAUGGGCCAUAACCUCCCCUACCCAGUUUAGGAUGGGCCAUAACCUCCCCUACCCAGUUUAGGAUGGGCCAUAACCUCCCUACCCAGUUUAGGAUGGGCCAUAACACCCCCUACCCAGUUUAGGAUGGGCCAUAACACCCCUACCCAGUUUAGGAUGGGCCAUAACACCCCCUACCCAGUUUAGGAUGGGCCAUAACACCCCCUACCCAGUUUAGGAUGGGCCAUAACACCCCUACCCAGUUUAGGAUGGGCUAUAACCCCCCCUACCCAGUUUAGGAUGGGCCAUAACCCCCCCUACCCAGUUUAGGAUGGGCCAUAACAUCCCCUACCCAGUUUAGGAUGGGCCAUAACAUCCCCUACCCAGUUUAGGAUGGGCCAUAACAACCCCUACCCAGUUUAGGAUGGGCCAUAACAACCCCUACCCAGUUUAGGAUGGGCCAUAACAUGCCCUACCCAGUUUAGGAUGGGCCAUAACAUGCCCUACCCAGUUUAGGAUGGGCCAUAACAUCCCCUACCCAGUUUAGGAUGGGCCAUAACAUCCCCUACCCAGUUUAGGAUGGGCCAUAACAACCCCUACCCAGUUUAGGAUGGGCCAUAACAACCCCUACCCAGUUUAGGAUGGGCCAUAACAUGCCCUACCCAGUUUAGGAUGGGCCAUAACAUCCCCUACCCAGUUUAGGAUGGGCCAUAACAUCCCCUACCCAGUUUAGGAUGGGCCAUAACAUCCCCUACCCAGUUUAGGAUGGGCCAUAACAUCCCCUACCCAGUUUAGGAUGGGCCAUAACAUCCCCUACCCAGUUUAGGAUGGGCUAUAACAUCCCCUACCCAGUUUAGGAUGGGCCAUAACAUCCCCUACCCAGUGAGCAUGCGAUGGCGGGGUAUCUGACUUCCACUUAAAAAUAAUAAGUGGGCGGGCCAGAAGGAACGAGAAGGCUAUGGCCUCUGCUUGGGUGUUACAGAAAAUAAGCCCUUCGGGGGCUACCCCGAAAAUAGCAACAGAGGGAUCUGGGGCAAUUUCCUUAUUGCAUAUAUAUGAGAAAGUCUCAAAGAUGGAGGACCAAAAUGGAACUAGUGUCGGGCAUGACCAGUACAUGUGAUACAGAGUGGCGGGUGGCUGAUGACAUCUAGAGCAGGUUGGGUCUAUAUCUGGAUACAAUCUGGAAAGUCUAAUCCUGCAAAAGUGUAGGCGAUUAAAUACUUGAAACUGUAGUAACCCAGGAUUGCAGAAUGCAGGUGAUAUCGGAGAACUCGCUUCCAAACUCUUCCUCCCAUGAAUGCUUUACAUGGUCAAGAGUGGGGCAUGCAAUAUUCUGAAUAAUGUCAUACAGCAUAGAAAUGUGUCCCUUUACUUAGGGAUCCAGGAUCAAACAUAAUCAAGCCAGCUGGUGGGUGGGAGGGACGGGAAAAUCUUUUUUGUAAAGUUGCGAAUCUGCAGGUACCUGAAGAAAUGUGUCUGGGGUAUACUGUGCUCUCUAACUAGAUGUUCAAAGGGGAUAAAUACACAGUCAUGGAAAAUGUCUGUUACACUCUUCAAUCCUUUCUGAAAGCAUAGCUGGAAGGCUGUGUCUAUGAAGUAGGUUGUGAAGAGUGUGUUAGAAAGCUUGUCUACAUCCAAAGUGGAUCCUAAACUGAGACCAUAUACUUAGAAAAAAGGGUUCCAAAAUGGUUAUUCGGUUGUCCCCAUAGGAUAACCCUUUUUGGUUCCAGGUAGAACCAUUUUGGGUUCCAUGUAGAACCCUCUGUGUAAAGGGUUAACUGAAGAACCCUUUUAGGUUCUAGAUAGCAGCUUUUUUCCCUAAGAGCGUAUCCAGAUGUAACUUUUCAUAAGUGUUGUUUGAGUGGUAUUAUUUGCUCAAUGAUAGGGUGGCACAGACUAAGGAGACCGGGGAUGAUGUUUGACAUGAGUGCUUUUCCAUAAAGGACCACACCAUUCCUUCCCCAUCUAAAAAUGCAGAGACCCAAAAGGUUAUCUUGUGAAUAUUGGGAGCCCAGUAGUAAUGGAGGAAAUUGGGUAGGGCAAGACCCCCCUCUCCUUUCUGUCUUUCCAAAAAUGAAAGUAGAUAUGUCUAUCCAGUUCUUUAAAAAACGAUUUUGCUAUAAAGAUAGGAAUAUUUUCAAACAUUUACAGGAAUCGUGGCAUGAUGACCGAGUUGACUCUGACAGCGAGUGAUAUGGGGAGUGUCGACCAGCGAUAGCGGUCCUGCUUAGCCUUCUCCAAGGCUGGCUUGAAAUUUUAAAUUCAACAGGUCUUUGAAUAUAGAAAUGUUUCCUAAUUAAUAAAAAAUAAAAACCUGAGUUAAUACUUGGAAGUACCACAGGCAGCUAUUACAGCUGAAUGAUUUUGAAAACAAUUCUACCAACUUUGCACAACUCUUAGGGCAACAUAUGUCCAUUGUUUAUCAGAAUUGCUCAAGCUCAGUAAAUUUGGUUAGGAAUCAUUGAUGGACAGAAACAUUCAAACGUCUCUGAUUUUCAAGAAAAUGUAUCUUCUGAGACUAGACCACUCAGGAACAGUCUCUUGGAACACCAUUCUGGUGUGUCUUUGCCAUAAACAUUUGUGGUAUUGUGGUGGAAGCAUGAUGUUAUGGGUAUGCUCGUCACCGGCAGGGACUGGAGUUUGUCAGGAUCAAAAUAACUAUGAAAGGAGCAAAGCCCAGGUAAAAGGUUAGAGGAAAACCUGCCUCAGUCUUCUGAAAACCUAACUCUUGACUGGAGUUGUAUUUUUCCAUGGGACAAUUACACACAUUGUAAUAACAAAGACACACAAGAAUGGCUUUCCAAGAGGUGUUGAGUGUCAUGAAUAGUCCAAUCUCCAUCCUGACUUAAAUAUUCAGAGACAAUAUUGCUGUCCAUCAAUGAUUCCCAAACAAAUUUACUAAGCUUGAACAAUUUUUACAAAAAUAAUGGAUAUAUGUUGCCCUAAGAGUUGUGCAUAGUUUGUCAAAUCUUAUAAAAAAUUAUUUAGAGCUGUAAUUGCUGCCAAAGUUGCUUACAGAAAGUAUUAACUCUGGGGAGUGAAGAUAUACGCAAUCAGUACAUCCUCAUACUGUACUUCUGAGUAAUUUAGAAAUGUUUCUAUAAUUUUUCCUUCACUUGGAAAAUGUGGAAUACGUUGUGUAGAUAGGAAAACAAUCACAUUUAAUCCCUUUUAGAUUACAUUUUAAGGCAGCAAAAUGUGAUGACUGUGCAAGGGGUGUGUAGACUUUCACUAGCGACUGUAGGACCUCUGGCACAUACUGUAGUGUAAAGGAGACAGAGGGUGUGUGCCAUCGAGGUAGCACACACACACGAGUGGAUUCCAAAGUGUACAGACAUUUGGAUUGAUUUGUCGGUCAUUGAAUACUUUUUUGUAUGUACUGUGUGUGUGUGUGUGUGUGAUAGUUUGAUUUAAUAUUAUGUUUAGAGACAAAUGCAUGUAUGUGUCUCUGGUCAUUUGUCAGGUGAUGUGUCAUAAAAACAGAAUGUAUAGUCACUAAAUCUUUUUGUGGCUACUUGGUCACUGUAUGAGAUGGAAUCAGUCACCAGGAGAGUAGCAGGGUGAAAUACUCUGUAAUGAAAGAUUGGUUUGUAGGUAGAUCUUUGAGCUGGCAAAUACAAUCUGUACUGACAAUUUAACAGGACACAGAAUAUUUUAAAUAAUUGUCCAGUCAGGUUAGUAUAUCUCCUCAAAUGUGGUAUUUAUUUAUGAGAGAGAAUAGCAAUUGUAGGACUUAAUAAAAAAUGCUGAUUAUUAUUAAUCUACUGGAAAUGGAACUAAAAGAGUCAAAGUAUGAGUAAGUUGUUCUAAGUUUCACUCUUUACGUUUGCUUAUAAAGCCUUAAACCAUAAAAACAAAACAUAGUAGGUCUGGUACUACAGAAACAGUAAUAUCAGUACUCUGACAAAUCAUGAGCAAUUCUAUGUGGCCAUAACGAUUACUAAUGUCAUUGACUAUGGGCCCUAUGCACUGUGUUUAGAGUUAGUGCAACAACUGUUCUAGUACCAUGAAAUGGCAACAAAAAAAGACACGUAAGAAUGAGUUUUUCCUUUUUUGGUUCACCGAUCACCAUGUUAUAGAUCAUUACCAAAAUUAUUAUUACAUGGGAUUAGUUACUACUCAAAUAAAUUAAUUGCUCUAAGGAGCAGAAAUCUUGACAAUCGACUUUUCAAUCUCGUUAUGAAUUAUCUGGCAUUGAAGUGUGUCAUUCAAUUGUUUUGUAAAUGUUUGUAUUACUCAUGUCUUAUAGGCAUCGCCAUAAAUGUUUGUAUUUUCAGGUUUAGCACACAAAACAUACUUUUGACGUGUAUAGCUAUUGUAUAACAAAAGAUAGCCAGUGGCGAGGGCUAUAUAAGUGGCCCUUCUCAGAGUCUAAAAACACUGUGCAAUACUCUGCUUUCACUGAGCAAUUGUCAACUCAUGGUUCUUAAGUCUACUUUUCUCAAUGUAGCCACAAUUGUUGACCUGUCUUUUCCCAGCCAAUGUGCCUGUUGCCUAUUUCUGAGAGGGCAUAGCAAUUCCUAUAGGCAGGUUCCUAACCUUCUGUAAAGUGUUUUUGGUGAAGUGUUUUUGCCAAACGUAGUGAGUGACAUACCGUUUGUCUAAAAUGAAUGUUUCUGCACUGUAGGUAUGUGAAUUAACUUGGCUAUUACAUAAUGCUUCACUAAAUAUUAUGCUUGGUGUUUGGGUAGCAUACAUUUUUGUUCACUGUUUUCAAUACAGUAGCUUAAAUUAGAAAUGUAAGCUUCUCCUCAGGUACGUGUUCAGUUUACACAUCAAAUUCAAACACUUUCUGGUAGAAACAUUUUGGUAUAAACUUGUUUGCACAUGGAAUAUCAGUAAGAGGUUCCUUCUAAUUGGGAUUUUGUUUUGAAGAUAUAAGUUAUUUAUGGACAGAGAUUUGACCUGUGGUAGAAUUUUAAAUCCUUGUUGCGACAUUUGUGUAGUUUGUUGGAAUGUGAUCUCCUUUUCAAAUACUAACAUAAAAAUAAAAUAAAGUGAGUCAUUGCAGCUGGUAAAGGAAAGUCAUCAUUGCAUGAUGUUUGUUAUUUAGUAAAUAUGAAAAUGAUUUACUACUGAGCAUUGUUUGGAUUAAUGUGUAGUUAUUUGCUUCAUCGAAUGCUUUGCUGAUAACAUUGAUUCUGAAGUGUCUGAAUGUUCUUUUCAUUAUUAUUUUGAAACGCUUUGUGGCAAGGUCAGGAAAGCUCUUCUCGUGGACAAAUACAUGUUUCUACAACAGAGUCAAAUAAAUUGUUUGAGGAACAUGUCUUAUCUCUAUGGAUUAAAAAGCCCACAUUCCUCUCUUCUCUCUGAUGGCCUUGGGGUAACAGGUAACUUCUGGCAGGCCAUAAUCACACAAUGCUCAAACCUUAUUGUGAAUUUCAGAAAAAAAGAUGUAAAAGACAGGAAUGAUGGUCUAAAAUUACUGUAUAUGAAAAUUGCUUUCUCUGUAUCACAGUAGGUUGGUGGCACCUUAAUUGGGGAGUACAGGCUCGUGGUAAUGUCUGGAGCAGAAUAGGUAGAAUGUAUCAAAUACGUCAAACACAUGGUUUGAUGCCAUUCCAUUCGAUCUGUUCCAGCCAUUAUUAUGAGCCGUCGUCCCCUCAGCAGCCUCCACUGCUCUGUAUCAGUAUUUCUGUUGGUGAACUGAUAACAGUCAAUAAAUGAGACAAUGUGCUGCUGUG
This is a messenger RNA of Salmo salar (Atlantic salmon), 7944 nucleotides long. Lineage: Eukaryota; Metazoa; Chordata; Actinopteri; Salmoniformes; Salmonidae. The record is from RefSeq and is a predicted model, not a curated record.